Messenger RNA from Penicillium lagena, 486 nucleotides. Its product is annotated as tropomyosin. Gene Ontology annotation, cellular component: actin filament; actomyosin contractile ring. Bases 1 to 486 code for a protein of 161 amino acids. The record is from RefSeq and is a predicted model, not a curated record. NCBI's taxonomy places the organism in Eukaryota, Fungi, Ascomycota, Eurotiomycetes, Eurotiales, Aspergillaceae. The transcript is spliced from 3 exons. Gene Ontology annotation, molecular function: actin filament binding. Gene Ontology annotation, biological process: mitotic cytokinesis; actin filament organization.
AUGGACAAGAUCAAGGAGCGCAUGAACACCCUCCGUGUUGAGGCGGACGAGGCCCACGAGCAGGUGGAGGAACUCAAGACCAAGAUCAAGACGCUCGAGCAGGAGAACCUGUCCAAGGAACAGGAUAUCACAUCCCUCAACCACCGCAACCAGCUGCUGGAGGAGGAGGUUGAGAAGCUGGAGGCUUCUCUUAAGGAGGCCAAGGACGCCGCCAGCCAGAGCGCCCAGCACGACACCCAGAACGAAGCCCUCCAGCGGCGGGUGCAGCUGCUGGAGGAGGAGGCAGAGGAGAACGACAAGACUCUGCGGGAGACGAAUGAGAAGCUCCGCCAAACCGACGUCAAGGCCGGCCACUACGAGCGCAAGGUGCAGGCACUCGAGACAGAACGCGAUCAGUGGGAGUCCAAGUACGAGGAGAUGGCGAAGAAGCACCAGGAGCUGCAGAAGGAUCUGCACGACCUCGAGGUCUCCAUCAGCAAUGUUUAG